AUGACGGGAGGAACAUCGGCCCAAUCCCUUCACAAUGUCAAUAUGACAGACGAUGACAUCCAACAGCUUCUCGCUGAAGCUGAUGAGCGACUACGAAAGAGCGAGGCAGAAACGACCGAAAGCUCGAUUACGCUCACUCCAUUAGACAAACCUCUUCCAAAUAUUCCCAAGUUAUCUGCCGAAUUGUCUCUCAAGCCCUAUCUUCGAAAACAAAAUGAACUUGCAGUCAUCGAUACCACUCAAAUGCAUGAACUUGUGCAUAAAAAAAAUGUUAUUCAGGCAACAGCGGGAGAACAAAUGAUGCCAAAGCCGUCAAAGUCGAAAAUGGAUAAACCAACUGCGGGAAGUGAUUGGUUUGAUCUACCCAAGACAGAGUUCACACCAGAGCUGAGAAGGGAUCUGCAGCUUCUUCGGAUGCGUUCCAUCUUAGACCCAAAGAGACAUUACAAGAAAGAGAGCGCGAAGGCCCAACCACCUAAGUACUCUCAGGUUGGAACCAUCAUUGAAGGCGCGACCGAAUUCUUUAGUGGACGUAUCACCAAGCGAGACAGGAAGAAGACAUUCGUCGAAGAGGCCCUUGCCGCCGAGAACUUGACCGGACGCUUCAAGACUAAAUACAAAGAUAUUCAAAGCAGCAAAACGAGCGGGAAAAAGUCCUUCUACAAAGGCUUGCAAGCUAAGAGAAAGGGUGGAGGUAGUCGACGCUGA
Aspergillus ochraceoroseus IBT 24754 is the source of this 708-nucleotide messenger RNA. Its product is annotated as Fcf2 domain-containing protein. Gene Ontology annotation, biological process: RNA processing. The transcript has 3 exons. Gene Ontology annotation, cellular component: nucleolus. Gene Ontology annotation, molecular function: RNA binding. Bases 1 to 708 code for a protein of 235 amino acids. The record is from RefSeq and is a predicted model, not a curated record. NCBI's taxonomy places the organism in Eukaryota, Fungi, Ascomycota, Eurotiomycetes, Eurotiales, Aspergillaceae.